GCCGAUGACGACGACAGCUUUCCGCAGCUACAUACAGAUUUGUAACCAUGUCCACCUUCAGUGAGGAAGACGUGCUGGUGUCGUCGGUACAGAAGAAGAUGAAAGUCGGUCUGCUCCACCCCCAGCAGAACAUUGACAUCCCAGAGAUCUCGCUCACUAUCCAUUCCACUAUCUCCGCCACCGUCAAGAAGGCCGCAGAGGCUGGGAAGAAGCCGACCGUGGAAGAGUUGGGCCCCCUCGUUUCAGACUCAUCAUUCCUGAAUGGCCUCCAGGAGGACGUCAGUCGGUGGAUGGAAGAGAUAUGGAAGGUGACUCGACUGAAGAGAGAUGCAUCGAGUGGCACAGCGCUGCAGGAGAUCAGUUUCUGGAUGAACCUGGAGCACACACUAAGCAAGAUCCACUCUCUCCGACACAGCCCCGAGGUCCAGCUCAUUUUCGACGUGCUCAAAGCCAGGAAGAGGUUCCCUGCAAUUGUCAGCUUUGAAGCUGACACAGGUCUGAGAGAGGCGCAAGACAAGGUGAACGAUUACAGUCCACUAAUGAAGGUUUUCCCGGUCAACGAGCUGCUGGCAGCGGAGACACUGGAGGCCAUCAAACUAGCCGUGGCAGCCGUGUACACCCACCUCCGUAAGAUCAGGACCACCUCUUACCCUUCCCAGAGAGCCAUCUACCUGGUGGAGGCCAUUGCCAGAGACCUCACUACACAGCUUGUAAAGGUCUUGGGAACGUACAAGCUGAUGCUGGUGACAUAUGAAGAGUUUGAGCAGGUGAUGGAGCACUGUAAUGGGGUAUUCAACACAUGGGGCAAAGAGUACGACAAAUUCACCCACCAGCUGCGGGAAAGAAGGAGAGGGUACAUCAGGUUCCUCUGGAGGGAUGACACUGGCAUCCAGAGGAUCCAGAAAAGAACCUACACAAUUAGAGAUUUCCGAUUCCAGCACUGGAAAUUAGAAAGAGUGUUGAGGUCUCAGCAGCAGAAAGACCAGCCAGCUCAAAGUGGGGAAGGUGCCCUGGAGUCAGCCGUGAGGGAAGUCAAGUUGGCAUACGAAAACGUCAAAGUCGUGGACUGCCUCGACCUGUCUCCGGAGGGGAGUGCCGCGUGGGAGGCAGCUCUGAAAAGAUACGAUGAGAGAAUCGACAGAGUAGAGACCAGGAUCGCUGCACGGCUGCGAGACCAGCUCGGGACGGCCAAGACCACCAACGAAAUGUUCCGGAUCUUCUCGUGGUACAAUGCCCUCUUUGUGAGGACUCGCAUCCGCGGGGCCAUCCGAGAGUACCAGGCACAACUUACCCAACGACUGAAAGACGAUAUUGAGAAGCUCCACCAGAAGUUCAAGAUGCAGUACAACAAGACGAUGACCUACCAGAUGUGUGUCCAGCGCGACUACCCUCCAGUCUCCAGUGCAAUCAUAUGGGCCAGACAGAUUGAUUGUCAGUUGGAGACGUACCUCCAGAGGGUGGAGGCGGUGCUGGGGAGAGAUUGGGAGAACUACGUGGAGGGCCAGAAGCUGAAAGAAGUGUGCCACUCCUUCAGAAAGAAGCUGAACACGCAGCAGCUGUUUGACGACUGGAAGAAGAAGGUCGAGGCGAGGCAGCUGGUCGUGCAAGGACACAUCUUCAACAUUGGCAGUCAGUGCACGAGGACCGGGACCAUUCUUAAACUACAAGUCAACUUCCCCCCCGAGACUAUCACCCUUGCAAAGGAGGUUCGAAAUUUCAAGUGGCUCAAUUUCAAGUGGGAUAAUUUCAGAGUUCCGGUCUCCAUUGUAAACCAAGCCAACCAGGUCAACCAGCUCUAUCCUCAUGCAGUCUCUCUCAUGGAGUCCAUCAGGACGUAUGAACUCAUGUGCACCAAGAUCUCUGACAAGAAGGAGACAUCUGCUCUUGUGGCCCACCUCAAAAUUGACAUUCAGGAGCUUGUCCGAGAGGGUUGCCAACUCCUGUGGGAGUCCUACAAACUCGAGGGAUUUGUACAGAACUUCUCAGAGUGCAUCUUCAGCUUCCAGAAGGGGGUUGACGAGGUUCUCCUGUGCAGUCACCAGAUAGAUGAGUUGGUGGGCUCUCUGGAGACAUGCGAGUACAGACAGCCCAAGUUCAGGGAGGUUCUGGACAAGCUGCAGAAGGUGAUUGACGACCUCAACCUGAGGUCUUACUCAAACCUGAGACAGUGGGUGGCUGAGCUGGACAGACAGGUGGAGGCAAGGUUGAUGCGGCGACUGGCCAUAGCCAUCAGGUCCUGGCAGGACUGUCUGAGAGGAGUCACUGGAGACUCUGCAGUGGACACCACCACCUCCACUCCACAGCUGCCACACAAACUGGGCGGGACACCUGCACUCCAGGCCAUUCAACACGAGCUCCUCUUCACCAACCAGAUCAUGCACCUCCAGCCACCAGUCGAGAUGGUUCGCUGCGACCUCAUCGCACAGCUCCACAACUGGAUCAGCAUCGUCACUGCCCUGCCCAGGAUACAGAGCUCCAGAUACCAGGUUGGUCUGGUGGAGCUGAGUCCCACAGAGGCCACCUACCACUCUCUGCUGGGGAAACUGAUGGAACACGACUCGGAGCCGCUGGUGGGGGCAUAUGGUGCCAUUGAAGAGCUUCUGAGCAGUGUCCAGUCGUACGUGAAGGUGUGGCUGCAGUAUCAGAGUCUGUGGGACAUGGUGCCAGCCAACAUCUAUAGCAGACUGGAGUCCAACCUCACCAAGUGGCAGAAACUUCUCAUGGACAUCAAGAAGUCUCGGAAGACAGUGGACACCACAGAGACGAUGAAGCAGUUUGGACCGGUGGAGAUCCACUACGGUAAAGUCCAGCAGAAGGUGAACCUCAAGCAUGACUCCUGGCAUCGUGAGAUCCUCAGCUCCUUUCUCGGAGACGAUCUGCUGGACUUCCACUCCACCGUGGCC
Molecule: messenger RNA, 2903 nt
Organism: Geodia barretti
Lineage: Eukaryota; Metazoa; Porifera; Demospongiae; Tetractinellida; Geodiidae
Source: the annotation of a GenBank genome assembly